CGAGCCGCUCCGGGCCUUCCUUCCCUCGCGGCCCCGUCGGAGCGUCUGAGUGGACGUGGUUACGUCCUCUCCCAAGAAAAAGUGUCCAGGACACUUCGCGGGUGGCAGAACCGAGGAAGGAAGCAACCCUCAAGGCGGGAAGAAGAUGUUCAAAACUAUAAGGAAUCACCCCAGUAAUGGAUCUCUGUCCGGAAAGUGAGACUGUUGGAGAAAAUAAUGAAAGCAAGAAAAUUGAAGACGCAGAAGAAACGGCAGUGACUUUAGGUUGUCCAGAUGAGAGAAGGGAGAGGAAUCAUGUUUGCUGUCUUCUCGGGAUCAGCGACCUCACGUUGGAAGAGGAUGAACGGGCCAGCGAGUUUGCCAUCAACACCGGGUGGGAAGAAGCCGUCCACGGCUGGGGAAGGACCUCACCAACUGCCUGCAUCUGGUCAAGAAAGAAAGUGAAAAAGGGAAAGGCGGGAGAAGGCACCAGUGGCGGCAGCAACUGCUUGUUCUGCAUGAGCCUUUCUCAAGGGAGUCUGGAGGCUCAUCCCCUCUCAGAGGUCGGGAAACCGGAGGCCGGUGCUGUGGCCGAGGUCAGCCCCGAGAAGAGCUGCAGCCCCGAGAAGUGCGGCGGCCCCGAGAAGAGCUGCAACAGCCCCUCCCAGGGCCCCAGCACCGCUUCCAGAGAGCCUAACAAACUGUGCUUUCCCACGUACUUGCAUGGAGAAAAAAAAAGCCUGCAAAUCAAGGAAUUUAUCUGGUGCAUGGAAGAUUGGGGCAUUCCUGAGGCAGUUAGCAGCAAGACCUGCAGAAACCCCUGCGGAAGCACUGACCGGGGCCUCUCCAUCUCCGACUCCCUCAAUUCCAAGGCCCUCAUGGUUCUGCCCCCACUGAAAAACUCUCCCCCCAGCAGCUUGGAUGUCCUGAGUAAGAAGAGCAGGAAUAUUUUCUGGCAGCCGGAAGAAAAGGCGCUAAGGACGGAAAAGGAGGAGUGUGUGGCUUGUCCAGAUGGAUUGAAGACAGUUGAUGGGAAAAGUGAAAAGAGACACUUUGAGCUGGCCAGCCACAUGAAGGUCACCGACAUGCUGCCUUUCUCUCCCUCUGGGGCCCAGACACACCUGCUGGGAGCAGAGUCUCCAAGGUGCUGCCUGCACUGGUCCCUCCUGCCCCAGAAGAGCUCUAUGUACCCAUCCAGCCCCACCAACAUCCACUAUCUUGCCACCUUGCAGGUGUUGCAUAAGCAGGGCGUGCAGAACUGCAGGGCCAGGCUCAAAGGCAAGGACCCCAAACCUGCCAGGAGCACCCACAAGCACCUCCUCCCAGAGGCCAAGCAGGAAAACAGGCCUCGAGCGCUAGAGAAGAAAAUGUUCCCCAAACCUCUCCUGCCGUCCCUCACAGUGAGCAGAGUUGUCAUCCCUGUCUCUACUCACAGAGUCCUCUGAUUUGUCACAAUAUAAUUUCCUGGGAAUAA
Messenger RNA from Peromyscus maniculatus bairdii (prairie deer mouse), 1453 nucleotides. It is a transcript of the gene C5H16orf46, whose product is annotated as chromosome 5 C16orf46 homolog. NCBI's taxonomy places the organism in Eukaryota, Metazoa, Chordata, Mammalia, Rodentia, Cricetidae. The record is from RefSeq and is a predicted model, not a curated record.